This is a messenger RNA of Nerophis lumbriciformis (worm pipefish), 3568 nucleotides long. Lineage: Eukaryota; Metazoa; Chordata; Actinopteri; Syngnathiformes; Syngnathidae. The record is from RefSeq and is a predicted model, not a curated record.
AUGCACUCCACUUCCCUAAUCUUAUCAUCCACCCUUUUGAUAAUUUUUGUCUUUCUUAUUUCCCCUGUCCUAAACACCCUUGUUUCAAAACCCCUCUCCGCAAACUGAUCAUCAACGCAUGUUAAAUCUGCAGUCAAGAUAUCAUUCUUUACUAGCCUUAUCCCCCUUUUUAUUUUUUUUAACAGUGGAACUGAGACCAUUGUCUCCUCAUUUACAUGAAUAGAUCUAGCAACAUUAGAUAUUAAUAUUAGCCUUAAAUUUGAUAUUUACUCUGUUAUUUUUAUCCCUGUGGCUCUUUACGUAACUUGGUCUAUCUUAGAGUUUGCUUCUUGGUAUAUACAAUCAGACCCCGAUAUAAACCGCUUCUUCAAAUACCUACUCAUGUUCUUAAUUGCAAUAAUUACCCUUGUAACAGCUAAUAAUAUAUUUCAGCUAUUCAUCGGGUGAGAGGGUGUAGGGAUUAUAUCAUUCCUACUGAUUGGUUGAUGAAGUGCUCGAGCGGAUGCAAGCACAGCAGCAUUACAAGCAGUACUUUACAACCGUAUUGGUGACAUUGGUUUAAUUAUUGCCAUAGCUUGAAUUGCAACAAACCUCAACUCCUGGGAGAUAGAUCAAAUCUUCAUAUCUUCCAAACACAUGGACCUCACUUUACCUCUUAUUGGGUUAGUCCUUGCAGCCGCGGGAAAAUCAGCCCAAUUUGGACUUCACCCGUGGCUCCCUUCUGCUAUAGAAGGCCCAACCCCAGUUUCUGCCUUACUUCACUCAAGCACUAUGGUCGUAGCAGGCAUCUUUCUUAUAGUACGCAUAAGCCCUAUGCUACAAAACAACUCUUUAGUGCUUACACUUUGCCUUUGUUUAGGAGCAUUGACAACCCUUUUCACAGCAAUUUGCGCCCUGACACAAAAUGAUAUUAAAAAAAUUAUUGCAUUCUCUACAUCAAGCCAACUUGGCUUAAUAAUAGUAACCAUCGGACUCAAUCAACCACAACUUGCCUUUCUUCACAUCUGCACACACGCGUUCUUUAAAGCCAUACUAUUUCUCUGCUCUGGCUCCAUUAUCCACAGCUUAAAUGAUGAGCAGGAUAUCCGCAAAAUAGGAGGUAUACACCACUUAGCCCCUUUCACUUCAUCCUCUGUAACCCUGGGAAGCUUAGCUUUAACUGGUAUACCUUUCUUAGCAGGUUUCUUCUCAAAAGAUGCAAUUAUUGAAUCAUUAAAUAACUCUUACCUGAACGCCUGAGCCCUUCUCAUUACAUUAAUUGCUACUUCACUCACAGCCGCAUAUAGUCUUCGAGUAGUCUUCUUUGUAUUAAUGGGUAACCCUCGAUUCCUCCCACUAUCCCCUAUUAACGAGAAUAACCCAUCAGUUAUUAACCCUAUUAAACGUUUAGCACUUGGAAGCAUUGUGGCUGGGUGACUUAUUUGCUCCAACAUCACACUAUUAAAAACCCCAGUAAUAACCAUACCCCUAUUUGCUAAAACAACAGCAAUUGCUGUUACUCUGAUGGGGUUUUUGAUGGCAUUUGAACUAGCUUCAAUAACCUCCAAGCAAGCUUUCAUCACCCCCUCACUAACCACCUAUCGCUUCUCAAAUUUAUUAGCUUUUUACCCUAACAUUAUACACCGUAUUACCCCUGCAAAUUCUCUUACUUUCGGACAAACAAUCGCCAUUCAAACUAUAGACUUAUCUUGGCUGGAAAAAUACGGCCCUAAACUUAUAACUUCACUAAAUACCACCAUAGCUUCUACGGUUAGUAACGCACAAAAGGGUGUAAUCAAAACAUAUUUGGCCUCCUUAUUACUCACUCUAGCCCUAACCGCCCUGAUUCUAACCCCUAAAUAGCACGCAAGGCCCCCCGCUCGAACCCUCGAGUUAGCUCCAGAACAACAAACAAUGUUAACAAUAAUGCUCAAACACCAAUAAUAAGUAUUCAACCCCCCGAAGAAUAUAUUACAGCCACUCCACUAGUAUCCGCCCGUAAUAACCCUAGGUUAUUAAUCUCUUCUAAAGGAGUUGCUGAUGCCUCCAACCACUCACUUCAGCAAUAAACAAAUGAAAGCACUACUAAUAGCAAGUAAAACACCAUUCGUGUAAAAACAGGUCAGCUCCCUCAACCCUCCGGGUAACGCUCAGCAGCUAACGCCGCAGAGUAGACAAAAACAACCAAUAUACCCCCUAAAUAAAUCAAAAAGAGAACUAAGGAUAAAAAAGACCCCCCAAAAUAGGCUACUAACCCACAGCCAGCCCCGGCAGCGAAUACUACUCCUAAGGCUGCAAAAUAAGGGGAAGGGUUUGAAGCCACAGCAACAAACCCUAAGAUCAAACCAAUUAAUAAAAUUGUUAACACGUAAGACAUAGUUCAUAUUUGGACUCUAACCAAAACCAAUGACUUGAAAAACCACCGUUGUAAUUCAACUACACAAACUAAUGGCCAACUUGCGCAAAACCCACCCCGUACUAAAAAUUGCCAAUGAUGCACUAGUAGACUUACCAACUCCAUCGAACAUUUCAGUCUGAUGAAACUUUGGCUCUCUUCUAGGUCUCUGCUUAAUUUCCCAAAUUGUAACAGGCCUUUUUUUAGCAAUACACUACACUUCUGAUAUUGCUACUGCUUUCUCAUCAAUUACCCACAUUUGUCGGGAUGUUAAUUACGGCUGAUUGGUACGAAGCAUACAUGCCAAUGGCGCCUCAUUUUUUUUUAUUUGUAUUUAUCUACACAUCGCACGAGGACUUUAUUACGGAUCUUAUUUAUAUAAAGAAACCUGAAACGUUGGUAUCAUUCUUCUUCUUCUCGUAAUAGCAACAGCUUUCGUAGGCUAUGUCCUUCCUUGAGGACAAAUAUCUUUUUGAGGAGCUACAGUAAUCACAAACCUUCUUUCCGCUGUACCUUACGUAGGUGACAACCUUGUCCAGUGAAUCUGAGGGGGUUUCUCAGUGGACAAUGCUACACUAAACCGAUUUUUCACAUUCCACUUCCUCCUGCCCUUUGUAGUACUAGCAGCCACACUCGUACACCUGCUUUUUUUACACGAAACGGGCUCUAACAACCCAGCUGGAUUAAACUCUAAUCUUGACAAAAUCUCUUUCCACCCUUAUUUUUCUUACAAAGAUCUCUUAGGGUUCGCAACAUUACUACUCGCAUUAACUGCCUUGGCUUUAUUCCUUCCCAACUUAUUAGGGGACCCUGAUAACUUCACACCAGCCAACCCUUUAGUCACCCCUUCCCACAUUAAGCCUGAAUGAUAUUUUUUGUUUGCCUAUGCCAUUCUUCGAUCCAUCCCUAACAAACUGGGCGGGGUAUUGGCUCUACUAUCAGCUAUCUUAGUUCUAGCUUUAGUACCCCUCCUUCACACCUCUAAACAACGAGGGUUAACAUUCCGCCCCCUAACAAAGGUCCUUUUCUGAUCCCUCUCCGCUGACGUAGUACUUUUAACAUGACUUGGAGGAAUGCCUGCAGAACCCCCUUAUAUUAUGAUUGGCCAAGUAGCCUCAAUUACUUACUUCUCAAUCUUCCUAGUAUUAAUACCCUUAGCAGGAUGUAUUGAAAACAGCAUACUCAAAUAGGUGU